Molecule: messenger RNA, 3998 nt
Organism: Monopterus albus (swamp eel)
Lineage: Eukaryota; Metazoa; Chordata; Actinopteri; Synbranchiformes; Synbranchidae
Gene: hoxb9a
Product: homeobox B9a
Exons: 2
Coding region: 66-911 (281 amino acids)
Biological process (GO): anterior/posterior pattern specification; DNA-templated transcription; proximal/distal pattern formation
Cellular component (GO): nucleus
Molecular function (GO): RNA polymerase II cis-regulatory region sequence-specific DNA binding; DNA-binding transcription factor activity, RNA polymerase II-specific
Source: RefSeq, a predicted model, not a curated record
CCUAAUGUUUCUCUUCUUGUUCUCCAUUUAGUGAACACGCAGCGUUUUGCAGAUAAUGUCCGAGAAUGUCCAUUUCUGGGACUUUGAGCAACUAUUACGUGGACUCCAUCAUAAGUCAUGAGAGCGAUGAACUCUCAACCCCGGCUCGCUUUCCCAGUGUGCAGUAUUCCGGCUCGAGCUCUGCUGCAGCCGCGGCAGGAAGGCAGCCUGGCGGCGCUGCGCACGCUGAGCAUCCCCAUCCCGAGUCGUACCCAUCCUGCAGCUUCCAGCCGAAGCCUCCGGUCUUCUCCUCGUCCUGGAGUCCAUUCAGUCCUCACCACGGUGCCAGUGGCCUCCCUACUGUGUACCACCCUUACAUCCCAGCCCAGCACGUGCCAGCCGCGGACACACGGUAUCUACGCUCCUGGCUGGACUGCGCGCCACGCGGCUCCGACCCUGUUCCAGGGCAGGGCCAAACAGGACAGGUUAAGUUGGAGCCUCAGCUCGGCCAUCUCGGCGGAGAAAUCGCACCUAAACUCGGCGGACAGCACCACCACGAGACCACCACCUACAUCCUGGAGUCCACAUCCACGGCGCGUGAGCUAAGUCACCAUCCGACCGCCAUCCCCGGAGCAGCGUUCGACGAGAAUAAAGACAUUUGUGAAGGAAGUGAGGACAAGGACGGCCUGGAUCAAAAUGACCCAUCGGCGAACUGGCUGCACGCUCGCUCAUCCAGGAAGAAGCGAUGCCCCUACACCAAAUACCAGACUCUGGAGCUGGAAAAGGAGUUCCUGUUCAACAUGUACCUCACGCGGGACCGGCGGCAUGAGGUGGCGCGCGCACUCAACCUGACGGAGCGGCAGGUGAAGAUCUGGUUCCAGAACCGCAGGAUGAAAAUGAAGAAGCAGAGCAAGGACCAACCCAAGGACUAGUGGAGCUCUUACUUUGCGCACAGGCGCACACACAUUAAAACGCACAUGCACUCAUGAGCACAUCAUGUAUCCAACAUAAAGGUCUGGAAAACAAAAUGCCUUUCAUAAGAACGGCAUAUAUCCACUCACAUUUCAUGUUUCUGUCUAAACCUCCAGGUACCAUCACGUGCGCUUCAAUCCAGUAACACUAAUCUUUAUAACCGAUCAACUGUUUUAUUGAUCCUUGACAGACGCCCGAUGGCCAGUAACAUGUGGACAGUGGCUGGAGCUUUGGCAACAUUUGAGUGUGUUAAUGCAGGAUGACUGGGAAGAACUCACUGAUCAACAUCAACUCCUCCUGGAUUUCCUCACCAAUGGGUCGGGCUCCAUGAAAACUGUGGAUUGGACUGUAUGUUUGAUAUCCUGAUAGCUUUUGAGCGUCCUAUGUCUUCAUAGUUUUAUAUUAUACCAAUUAUUAGUCUUUGGUAUUAGGCUGCAUUAUGAAAGGAAAGAAAGCAGCCUGGUGACAGGUCUGGGGUUGGGGCAGAUAGAUACACUCACAGAGAGCUUUUUUUUGUAAAUUUCCUUUUUCUCUGUAGGACCAAUCUUGCAUAUAUUAGUUAUUAUGGUUCUGUGGCUGAAACCAGAGUUUCACGUGGCCAUCAAUAAGCGGGAAGGAAGGAUGUGGAUGUACACAUAGGUCUUUAUCCUGCUUCUUCUUUUCUUGUUUUUCUCAUUGCUGGCAGGCUUUGAUUACAAAGCGCCUGAUAGUCGCCGCUGAUACAAACAGCAAUCAGCCGUUUGUUUCCCGGUUGUCGGCCUAAGUAAUGAGCAGAUACCUUGGGGGAGUUGAGAAGUAAUGAUAGGUGCAGGGGUGUUAACCCGACUCAGCAACCGGGGAUCCGAUUAAGCUGCUGUCGAUACUGUGUCCCUGCCCUUCGGCAACCUCUCCGGAUGUUUUAUGCGCUGCGGCGGUGUCUCAUCCACGGCCUGUAUCGGCUGUGGAUAGUUGUCCCCUCUGCUUCACAAGAGCCCGGAGUUACAGGGUUUAUCUGCGAGGGGACGCAGCAUAAAUGGAUCAUCAGCCUUUAAAUUAAGCUGAUAUCUACGUCACACCUUCCAGGUGUAAGUAGCUCUCAUCACCUCAGACACAAUUUACUUUGCUCCUUCUCCGGUUCCUACUCUGCACACCAUCAGACACUUCUAGAGGUGACAUACACACUUCUUGUUCAGACAGGCCACAUCUUUCAUAGCUGCUAACUCGUUUACUCUUUUCCUGUAAAUAAAGUAUCAAUUUCAGUUGCGCACAAAGUCCAUGUGCGCACGCAUUGGUCUUCACUCUGCAGACUAAAAAAAUUCUCAGUCAUCGUCUUUCAACCUCAACGCGGUUCCUGCGCUGCAUGUUAACAAAGAAUCAGCUCUAUUUUUUAUACAUACCCAAUAUUGCGUGCUUUCUCCCGUGUGCUUUUAUCUGUCAUUUCAGAUACGGAUAGUUUGCGUAACGGCGGUUAACAAACACAACCUGUGACUGAAGGAAAGCCCAGAUGAGCUCAUGUUUAUAGGCGAAUGUUAAAAUCCCGGUCAGGGUUUAUUUUAUUUUAUUUUCCUAGAGGUUUCAUUCCUAGAGGUUUUAUUACAAGAUUAUAUCAACAGACGCAACAGAAAACAUACGAUUUAUUGCCGCUCGAAAUAUUUUAGCAAUAGUUUUCUACAUUUAAUAACUCUGAGUAUUAUCUUGUUAGACUUCAGUUCAUGCAAAGUUUUAUUGAUCUGCGCGAUAACGAGGCCAUGGUGGAAGGCCGGCCUGCUACUGUGGCAUUAUGUGAAGUGUCGGCAUAGUUAAAUGGCGUCCGAUGGCAGUUUUAUAGACGGAUCAUAAACAACACGUUGGCUUUUUAACGUCUACAACUGUGCGUGUGUGUGUGUGUGUGUGUGUGUGUGUGUGUGUGUGUGUGAGAGAGAGAGAGAGAGAGAGAGAGAGAGCGCUUGCAGACCACAUAGGCAUUUACAUUUUAAGAAUUAGACACAGUCCAUGCGUAUAGCUUACACCCACACACACCCACACACACCCACACACACGCUUGUGUGGAUAUUGCCUCCAGUUUAGUUUGUGUUACUUCAAUUUUGACUUUACAUGCAGGAGUGAACGGGUCUAGGCUACAACCAGCCUCUUUUGCAAAGUCUUACACAGAGAAGCGCUCGAUUUCUAUCGUUCAGCAGCAUCAGAUCUUUAUUUACGAGUAAUAAUGUUUACAUGGUCUUCGCAUGCCUCAAGUCACUCGUCAUUUUGAAGGCGUUAUUUCGUCGUUUAGGUCUUUGUAUGAUCAAUCUGUCGGAGGGGAAUGCUUACUGAGGAAUGAAAAAAAGAAUAAAUAGAAGUUUCUUGAUAGGAAAUGUUUCUAAUUUAUUGUAUAUAUUGUGAGUAACCUCGUCUUUCUAAUUGGAAUGCGUUAAAUACGCGGAAUAUUAUUUUUGUCUUACUGGGACAUGACAUUUUGCUGUAGGCUAAUAUAGAUGGGUUUUUUUGUUUGUUUGUUUGUUUGUCUGUCAUGUCCUUUAGAUUGUGUUUUCUAUGUUGUCGUGCCAACUGUCUGAAUAAUCUGUUCUGAUGUCAAUCCGAUGAUCUCUGUGUGUCUAGACCUAUAGUUUGUUUAAUGGUGAACAGUAGCGAGUUGGACUCUGCUGAUGUAAAUGCUGUUAAGUACUGGGACGGAGAAGACCAAAAGGUUUUGCUAACAGGAAGCAAUUCUUCUGUAGAAAUGAUGGAUUUGUUUUAAGCAUAUGAAUGUGUUACUUCCUGUCCCAGUAUUUAUACUCUGCUGCCCGGAGGAACACAGUUUCUGGAGUUUUUGUUUGCUGAUAAAUGUGGAUGCAAUUCCAAGUCAUUCUGGUUUCCUCUCCGCUUUUUAUUGGAACAAGUCGAAGUCAUGUGGCCCCAGUAAAGACCAACUCCAGCGACUCUGAUCCUCUCCUCCAUGUGAAAUGUUCCAGUCCCUUCUUCUAUGUUGGUUCUCUUCUUUCUUCUGUGUUGUUGUUGUCGUCUCUUGUUUCUCUGUGCGAUGGCACUGCUGAUGCUGGAUUCCUAUUAAAGAACAAAACUUUACAGUA